CAUGGAGGAGAGUGCAUUAUUGACGAAUAUAACCAUGAUUAUUACCAAAGAUAUUCUGGUAGAUGAGGCUAAUAGUCAAAAGAAACCCAAACAUUUUCUUUGGCACGAUAAUCAAAAUAUUAAUGAGGAAGAUAAGAUGCGAUUUCCAUUAUUGGCACCAAUGGAUGACGAAGAUGAGGAGUUUUUUGUAAGGCAACAAUUUUUCACAAAACCCACAACAAAAACAAAGGAAGGAGACAAUAAAACCGAAAAUGGUGUAAGGCCGGCAGAAUCGGAGGUUAGGACCAGCAAAAGGUCAAAGGAAUUAAAUUUACUUAAUCGAUUUGAGAAUGUUGAGUUUGAGGGAUUUCUGCAUAUGAGUAAAAUGAGUUUCCUGAAAACAUUUCAAUUCAUCAAACAUUUACUGCAGCAGUCAACAUUUCCUGCAGGAGUGCCAGCCCAAACCGUAUUUUCUUUGGCUCUUUGGAAGCUGACAACCGAUGAACACUUCGAAGAAAUAUCACGGCGUUUUCAUAUUCCACAGCCGGACUGUGAGCUAAUCGUAAGCCAAUUUUGGCACAUAAUCUCAGAUAAAUAUGAAUCGUAUAUCAAGUGGCCAAACUCCCACUUGUUCCAACAGCUUCAACUGCAAGGCUUUCAAAAACAUCCACAAUUGAAAAUAUUCCCCAAUCUUUUUGGUAUUUUAGCCCUCAAACGUUUGGAUAUAUUUCUCGCCUCGGAAGAUGCUGAAAUAUCUAUUAUCCUGCAAAUCGUUUGUAAUGUUGAUCAAAAAGUUAUCGAUUGUUUUGUGGAAUUGGAACAGGAAUAUAGUUUUGAUGAAACCCCAAUGGGACAAAUAUUGGCACUAAAUGAAAAUACAAUGCCAAAGGGAUGCUACUUAAUUGGUAACAAAAGUUUCCCUUUGAAACCGUAUCUUAUGAAACCCAUUACAAAUCCUUGUUUCCGCAAGGAACAUGAAUUUAAUCGUCUUUUGGAGCCAGCACUGCGUUUGGGACAAGAUACUUUGGAUAUAAUGGCGAAACGCUUUAAUGCCUUAUAUGCUUUGGAGGCUCGCGAUUUGGCAGAAGUUCGUAAAAUUCUUGAAACAGUUUGUGCUUUACACAAUCUUAGUGUAGCCAUUGAAGAUGAUUAUGUUGAACGUAAACGUGAAGUUGUUAAAUUUAAUUGGGCCACCGAUACGAAUAGUAAUAUAACUUCGGUGGGUAGUGAACAAAAUGUUCAGGGUUUACAAAGAAGAAAUGAUUUAAUUGAUAGGAUUGUUCAACAGUGA
Musca vetustissima is the source of this 1270-nucleotide messenger RNA. RefSeq lists its product as uncharacterized. The record is from RefSeq and is a predicted model, not a curated record. Bases 2 to 1270 code for a protein of 422 amino acids. NCBI's taxonomy places the organism in Eukaryota, Metazoa, Arthropoda, Insecta, Diptera, Muscidae. The transcript has 4 exons.